Sinocyclocheilus grahami is the source of this 991-nucleotide messenger RNA. Its product is annotated as syntaxin-binding protein 5-like. NCBI's taxonomy places the organism in Eukaryota, Metazoa, Chordata, Actinopteri, Cypriniformes, Cyprinidae. Bases 635 to 991 code for a protein of 118 amino acids. Gene Ontology annotation, biological process: Golgi to plasma membrane transport; exocytosis. Gene Ontology annotation, molecular function: myosin II binding; GTPase activator activity; syntaxin binding. Gene Ontology annotation, cellular component: cytoplasm; SNARE complex; plasma membrane. The transcript is spliced from 2 exons. The record is from RefSeq and is a predicted model, not a curated record.
CCUCUUCUUCUCCCAAAUUACUCAGAAGAAAUAAACAGUGAAGGGGAUUUCACAGAAAAAUUUUCAGGUCGUGAAAUUUCAUGUCCUUUCGAGGCAGUUUCUGAUCCAUUUCCAACGUUGGCACUUUGCUAUACGCUGCUUCUCUGCGGCGUGUCUCCUCUGCGUCUGGGAUCCCAAACAACAAGCGUUCAACGUGAGUUUUGCCGUGUACAGCGAUUGAAUCUCGAAAAAAUACGGCAAGUAACAUUCAUUUUACCAAAGUCAGUUUGUACUUUAUUAUGUUUCUGACAUGCCUCCUGAGAAUGUUUACUAGUUGGAUGCGAUACCGUCCUGCGUAAGUGCCAUGAAGUUUCUUGGUUCUUCUCCAGCCUGGUUCAGGCUUUAAUGCGCACUGAACCUCAACUCGCCUUUCUCCCCAUAUCCAUCAUCUUGUUUUUGUGAUCAUCAGCCUUAUUUUGGAAGAUGAGGUUCUUCUGCGACUUUUUGUGCACAUAAAAUUCUGAAAGGAAGAAGAAACGAAGAGUCUGAAUUCGUGCUCUGAAGCCGCAUCACCUCCUAUGCCGUUUUAACCGUCUCGACGGCACGUUUUGAGAUUGUUCAAGAGAAACGUUGAAGUAUAAACACAAGGAUAAAGAUGAAGAAGUUCCGGAAGGUUUUGGACGGGUUGACCACUUCUUCACCUGUCAAUCCAGGUGGAUCUCCCGUGUGCGGCAGUGCGGCUGGGACCCCCAGUACGGCUCCGACACCGCGGGAGCUGGAAAUCCAGGAGACACUGAUGUCUGAGCACUUCCAAAUCUGUAAGACGGUGCGUCAUGGAUUUCCCUAUCAGCCCACAGCUCUGGCAUUUGACGCGGUGCAGAAGAUCCUUGCCAUUGGCACUCGUUCUGGAGGAGUACGGCUGUAUCCUUUUUUUCCCCCAAUGCUGUUUGCUCCACAGUGUAAAUUCAAGACUUUGGAAGGACUUUUGGGCUUUGGGAAAGCUGCUGUCUGA